AAUCCAAUCCAUCCAGUUGCAACCAUCUGAUUACCAUCAUCAGCUGAGUGUUAUUAGUUAUUACGUAGAGGCGCAAAUAAAUUCAAUACAGAAAUAUGUUUCGUAAUUCGAUAAAAUCAUGUUUGAUCAUCCGAAAUCCAGAAUUUCAGAGAUGCAAGCACACGGCAAAGCUGGAGGCAAUAAGAGAGAAGCUCCGCGAGGGACCCGGGCUAUCGGAUUUCAUAGCGGAGGAGAGACCCAAGGACUGGGAAGAGUAUGAAGGGAAACUGAAACGGGAGAAGGGAGAACAGGAGCGUUUAAGGCUUCCACCGUGGUUGAAGACCUCUAUACCAACAGGGUCAAAGUUCAAUGAGGUGAAGGAACAACUGCGUAGCCUGAAGCUUAGUACAGUAUGCGAGGAGGCCCGCUGUCCAAACAUCGGGGAAUGUUGGAGCGGGGGCAAGCAGGGCAUGUCUACUGCUACAAUUAUGCUCAUGGGUGACACUUGUACGCGAGGCUGCAUGUUCUGCUCCGUGAAAACUUCGCGCGCCCCGCCGCCGCUCGACCCGCGGGAGCCGCGCCACACGGCCGCCGCCGUCGCGCAGUGGGGCCUCGGGUACAUCGUGCUGACCUCGGUCGAUAGAGACGAUUUGCCGGAUGGAGGAUCAGCUCACUUCGCAGAAACAGUUAGGGAAAUAAAAAGACAGAACAAGGAGAUACUAGUAGAAUGCCUCGUGCCCGAUUUUCGAGGCAAUCGCGACUGCAUCGACACUAUAGCCAACAGCGGGCUGGACGUGUUCGCGCACAACAUCGAGACCGUGGAGCGACUGACGCCUUUCGUUCGGGACCGGAGGGCGGGGUACCGCCAAACACUGAAAGUGCUAGAAACGGCCAAGGAGUCGAACCCCGAUCUUGUCACUAAGACGUCCAUCAUGCUGGGUCUGGGCGAGACAGAUGAGCAAGUCGAGCAGACCAUGAAAGACCUGCGCUCCGUAGGCGUAGACUGCCUCACGCUCGGCCAAUACAUGCAGCCAACCAAGCGCCACCUCAAAGUGUUCGAAUACGUGACCCCCGCCAAGUUCCAGCAAUGGGAACGCAGAGGCAAUGAACUAGGGUUCCUGUAUACAGCUAGUGGACCACUGGUUAGAUCCUCUUACAGAGCAGGGGAGUUCUUUAUCACUAGCCUGUUGAAAGACAGGAAGGCAAAAAGCUUGUGACCUGAAGACGAUUUUAGCUAACUAAUCAUUUUAAUUUGAUGGUUUCAAUUAAACACUGAAGUAUGCCCCAAUCGGCUCCAUAGUUAUGAUUGUAUAAUGUAGUGCAUCAGUUUUUAAAUACAUAUAAACCUUCCUCUUCAAUCACUCUAUUUAUUAAAUAAAAAAACCGCAUCAAAAUCCGUUGCGUAGUUUUAAAGAUCUAAGCAUACAUAGGGACAGACAGACAGCAAGAAGCGAUGUAUAGUGAUUAGAUAUGAGUUUUUUUUAUUUCUAUUGCUUUGUUCAUAUUAUGAGCGGUAUUGUUAUAAUACGACCAGAAAUAAAAAUAACUUUAUCUAAUUCAUAAAAAGUAUAGAAUUUAUACCAGUACGAUGACUUUGAGAUGUAUAUGAAGAUUAUGAAGUUCCUUUUAAGUACCAUUUUGUAGUUACAAACUUCGUUUAAAAAAUAUUUAACAUGGAAGUUGAACAAGCGGAUUAAUUUGCUAAGGAACUAAAAUAAAUACUCCAUUAUUUCACUUAUAGGAAAUCAUGACGACUAUAUAUAGAUUAGGUUAGGUAUAACUGAUGUAUACAAAUGUAGCAAGGAGUACCUUAGUAGAUAACAUGAAGAUGUAGGUACCUACGUAGUUAUUUGUCACUGUUUCGUUACGAAUUAUGUUACAAAAUUACUGCUUGUAGUUGUAUGCAAUUGUACCUUAUUAAGUUGACAUAAUGUGCAUUGUUGCGUUACUACUGUGAGAUUAGAUCUGUGUUCAAUUAUCCCCAAGGGACCCGAAUCAAAGAAUAGUUGUUAUUUGUUUGUAGAAUUAUAAUUAUAUUUUGUGUAUAAAAUAGUUAUAAAAUAAAUGUUUUUAUUUGAA
Molecule: messenger RNA, 2058 nt
Organism: Cydia strobilella
Lineage: Eukaryota; Metazoa; Arthropoda; Insecta; Lepidoptera; Tortricidae
Gene: Las
Product: lipoyl synthase, mitochondrial
Exons: 8
Coding region: 96-1196 (366 amino acids)
Biological process (GO): lipoate biosynthetic process
Cellular component (GO): mitochondrion
Molecular function (GO): lipoate synthase activity; 4 iron, 4 sulfur cluster binding
Source: RefSeq, a predicted model, not a curated record